Messenger RNA from Mucor velutinosus, 657 nucleotides. Its product is annotated as enhancer of mRNA decapping. The record is from RefSeq and is a predicted model, not a curated record. Bases 1 to 657 code for a protein of 218 amino acids. Lineage: Eukaryota; Fungi; Mucoromycota; Mucoromycetes; Mucorales; Mucoraceae. The transcript is spliced from 5 exons.
AUGAAGUUGAACUUGAUUGUGUUUGUGGCUGCAUUGGUAGGAUCUACUUUUGCUUCGCCAGCUACCCAAAAAGUGAAGCAAACCCCCUUGGGUGUUCCGUAUCAAGGAGAUGCCAUUCAGAUCAAUAAAAAGGUCCUCUCAACCAAAAAGAUACCCUUUCAAUCACAUCCUGCUGGCAAUGCAUCUUGGUUGGGCAUGAAUUUCGAUUUCCAAUAUGUCAAGCCUGUAUUUGACAUCCUCAACUCAACGCAGGUUCCAUUGCUCAACAGAGGUGAAUCGCACAUUACUGUCAUUUCCCCUCCUGAAUUUGGCGUCCUCGCCACCACUGGUAUCACCAUUGAUCAAGUCAACCAAAUCGCCCUGAAAGAAAAGAUUCAAUCCAGCAAAGUCAAGAUUGUUUGUCUCGGCAAAGAAGAUGUCAAUGGCAAGGUUGUAUACCAACUCAUUGUCUCCGCUCCUAAUCUUGUCAACAUCCGUGAAAAAGUGUUCCAAUUGUUUGCCAAGAAAGGUGGAAAUACUGCUCUCUUUGAUCCCAGUGCAUUCUGGCCACAUAUCACUGUUGGCUUCACUUCUGGCGAUUUGUUCAUCCAAGAUGGUGUCUAUAAGGGCGCUAAUGUGUGUUAUAGACCCAUCUCACUCAAGAGUAAGGUCAAUUAA